Acanthopagrus latus (yellowfin seabream) is the source of this 2286-nucleotide messenger RNA. RefSeq names its product calcium and integrin binding family member 3 (gene cib3). NCBI's taxonomy places the organism in Eukaryota, Metazoa, Chordata, Actinopteri, Spariformes, Sparidae. The coding region runs from base 43 to 576 and encodes 177 amino acids. Gene Ontology annotation, molecular function: calcium ion binding. The transcript has 5 exons. The record is from RefSeq and is a predicted model, not a curated record.
GCUACAUUGCAAUGCUUGUUGGAAUAACUCCACUUUCCUGCCAUGAUCUCACUGUAUUUGCAGGACUGCACGUAUUUUACAAGAAAGGAAAUUCUGAGGCUCUUCUACCGCUAUCGGGAUUUGGCUCCGCAGCUCGUUCCUCUUGACUACACCAACCACCCAGAUGUGAAGUUACCAUAUGAGCUGAUUGGCAGCAUGCCAGAGCUGAAGGACAACCCGUUUCGUCAGAGGAUUGCUGAGGUUUUCUCCGAGGACGGUGAGGGGAACAUGACACUGGACGACUUCUUGGACAUGUUUUCAGUCCUGAGUGAGAUGGCUCCGCGGGACCUCAAGGCCUACUAUGCUUUCAAAAUUUAUGAUUUCAACAACGACGACUUCAUCUGUAAGUCAGACCUGGAGAAGACGCUGAACAAACUGACCCGUAACGAGCUCACAGAAGACGAGGUGAGGAUGGUGUGUGAGAAGGUGAUAGACGAGGCUGACCUGGACAACGAUGGGCGUCUGUCACUUGAGGACUUCCAGCACAUGAUUGUUCGAGCUCCAGAGUUCCUCAGCACUUUCCACAUAAGGAUAUAAAGGACUGAAGGAAUCAUAUGUACAUAACUACAUACAUACACAGACUUAUUUUGAUGAAGAAUGUCUGGAAAGUGAGGGGAAUCUUGACACCGCAACACAAAUGAUUAUCUUGUCAAUGUCUACAGUAGAUUUUUGCUUUUUGUGUUUUAUUUUGUAAAAGAUGUAUAACCAAAAACAUUCUGAUCUUCAUCACAGAUCAUCAGACUUUGAUACUUUGCAUCCAGAGUAAAUUCCGAGUAACUAUCAAUGUUCUUGUCUUUCAUGGGGACAUCACUGUACUUGUAUUUGUUCGACCUGUACCAACACACCGAGCCCACAUCCGAUUUCCUUUUUAAAAUUGCAAAUGCAGAAAUAACACCAGUCAUGGUGUGACUGCAGGUCUGUCAUCAGGUGGCAGCAUCAACCAAUCCAUCAAGACAAGGCUCAUUAGUUAUGACCAUCAACAGUAGAUUUGUGCCUUGUAUCUGAAGGGGUUCAGUUACAUCAGACUAUAAAAGAAACACAUGCCAGAAUAUUCCAGUGGCUCCCAGCGAGCCAAUAAAAGGAGAGCCAUUUGUCAUGGAAGCAGUCAAACUCCAUUGUGAGAGCACGGGGUCAACUGACGGCGUAGUUUCCUCUGACAGUCAGCCAAUAAACACAGUGAACAUUACAUUUUAUAAUCUCGUUUUAUUAAAUCAAAAAGUACACAUAUCUACAAAUUGUAGAUACAUUUUCAUAUUGGGUUUAGAAAGUACAGUACAAUUUAAGUAGAUCUCUUUUUUCAAUGUGAUAUUUACAAUGUUUUUUUUUUUCACCUUUUUUUUCCAAAACUUAUUCUAUCACUCUCCCUGUGUACUUCACAAUCGCUGGAAUGAAAAUAUGGCUGUAAAAAGGGAUGUACAGUAUAUGAUGAUGUGAUAGGAGUCUUAAGAAAAAAGGAUAUGAUUUAAAAACAAAAUCAAUGAGGGAGUAUCAUUUCAGUUGAAAAUGAUACAGCUCAAGUCCUGCAAACAUCUGCUCCCUAUGUUUCUGUUUAAGACUUAAAGCUACAGAAUCACUCGAAUGAGACGACAGCUACCUCCACAUUUCAACGCCCAGGACUCUUCCUACUUCAUCUGCCAUCAUGCUUAAGAUUUGCUUGCACUGAUGCAGCCAUUUCUCCAAACAGAGCGUGUCCUGUUUUUGGCUCAGUGAAUGACAAAACUAAAAUAAACAACAAAAGAAAAAAAAAACCCCAUACAUUCAACUGUACAGGUCUACAAGUAUGUCUGAAAAUUGUGUUACACACAUAUGCACAGGUCCAAGAUUCACAAUGCAUAGCUCACCUAUGACAGAACUGAGUAUUAGCGGUUAAGACAAAUGGCCAUGGUCGUCAUGAGGUCCCAAAUUAUUUGAUAUUAAAACAAAACAUAAAAAAAGGUGCAGGCAAGCAAAAGCAGAUCCUCCCUCGAUAUUGUGCAUACAGGAGUUUGAUUUUCAGACGAGUAACAAAUGAAGGAAGGAAACGUGAGGAACAAUGGAAACAGACUCAACAUCAACGUUAAAUAGUUGGUACACGUUUGGAUCGCACAAGUCUAGUUCACUGUGGCUCGAGCUCUUAAUAAAAUACUGGAUAGAAGAGUUCAGGUGGUCACCUAUAAUGCAUACUGUGCCUGUGGUGCCACCUAGCUGGCAAACUGAAGUCCCACAAUCAAACACACACACACACACACACACACACACACACACAAG